Aspergillus candidus is the source of this 1035-nucleotide messenger RNA. Its product is annotated as twinfilin. The record is from RefSeq and is a predicted model, not a curated record. Gene Ontology annotation, cellular component: actin filament; cytoplasm. NCBI's taxonomy places the organism in Eukaryota, Fungi, Ascomycota, Eurotiomycetes, Eurotiales, Aspergillaceae. Gene Ontology annotation, molecular function: actin filament binding; actin monomer binding. The coding region runs from base 1 to 1035 and encodes 344 amino acids. The transcript is spliced from 4 exons. Gene Ontology annotation, biological process: actin filament depolymerization; barbed-end actin filament capping.
AUGCAGUCCGGAAUCUCAGUCUCCCCCGAACUCCACAAUGCCUUCACAUCCUUCACCUCGGACGACUCCAUCUUCUGCCUCCCCGUCACAAUCACCACCGAGAGUCUCCAACCCCUGACCCCCAUUCCCUUCUCCACCCCCAACGACUUCUACGCCUCCCUCCCCAAGUUGGCCUCGAUCCUCGAGCCCAAAACCCCCCUCUACCUCCUCCUCCGUCGUCCCUCGUCCUCGGCCGCCCCCGCCCUCAUCGCCCUCACCUACAUCCCAUCCAAUGCCCCCGUCCGAGCCAAGACCCUCUUCGCCUCGACCCGCGCCACCCUAGCCCGCGAACUCGGCACCGAGAAAUUCGGCGCCACCAUCUUCGCGACGGAGGAGGACGAGGUCGUCGGCGAGGAAGCCUGGCGCGAGAGAGAUGCCGAGACCGACGGGUCGACCGGCGUGGCCGCCGCCCAGCGCGAGCAGCUAAUGGGUGACAAGGAGCGCGAGCUGGACGCUGUCCGUCGCGCCGAGGACGAGGCCCGCUCCGGUACCCCUGGUCGGGAUAUCGGCAUCGGGGGCUCGUUCAACCGUGCGGGUGGGCCGUCUGGGAUGCGUGUGUCGAUGCCUGUUGAGGAGGAUGCUAAGGAGGCGCUUGCUGGGCUGCAGCAGGGUGGGUUGGUGCAAUUGGCUAUCGACAUCCCCCGGGAAACGUUCACGCUGGCUGCCUCCGACGCCGGCGUCAACGCCGGCUCCGUGCAGUCGCACAUCUCGCCCUCGGCUCCCCAGUACACGUUCUACCACUAUCCCGACUCGGACGUCGUCAUCUUCGUGUACACCUGUCCGUCCGGGUCGUCGAUCAAGGAGCGCAUGCUGUACGCCAGCUCCCGGAUGUCUGCGCUGCAGCUGGCCCAGCAGCAGGGGCUCAACAUUUCGAAGAAGAUCGAAGCGUCGUCGCCCGACGAGAUCACCGAGGAGAGAUUGCACGAGGAGGUGCACCCGCCGCGCAACGACGGCAUCAACCGGGGAUUCGCGCGACCGAGAAGACCGGGCCGGUAA